AGCCCUCUGCAGGCAUUUGCUGAGGGCUCCAGGACAAGCACUCCAUCAGCCGGUGCGUCUGGGCUGGGACAGUGAAAAUGUUCAGUGUCAUCGGCGACAAAUACACGUACAGGGGACCCCAAUAGGCAGGCUGGUGUGUUGGGGGCAGGAAGCCAGGAGUGGAGUCGGACAUAAGUGUGCGCGCACAUAUACGUGUAGCUGGCCGCACGUGUGUGGACUUUAAAAAGAGACUUUAGUUUUGGUUUUCGUUUUGGUUCUGGGGGUGAACUUUCUGCUGAACAUUUUUCCCUUCUAUUUAAUUUUUUUUUGUUUUUUUGCAUUUUUAAAAAUUUGAAUAUAAAAAGUGUAAGAAUCAAACCUUUGAAAGACUGAGGUGUGCUGCAGACGGCAGAUGGAUCCCGUGGCCAGCAGCUGCAUGAGGAGCCCCCACCCCCCAGCCCCUGUCUGGGGCUGCCUUCGAAAUCCCCACUCCGAAGGCAGUGGGGCCUCAGGGCUACCCCACUACCCGCCAACCCCAUUCUCCUUCCACCAGAAACCAGACUUCCCGGCGACAGCGACAGCAGCAUACCCCGACUUCUCGGCCUCCUGCCUGGCGGCCACCCCACACAGCCUGCCCCAGGAGGAGCGGGUCUUCACUGAGCAGCACCCCGCCUUCCCACAGCCCCCUGACUGGCACUUCCCUGUCUCGGAGGCCCGGCGCAGGCUCAACCCAGGCCCAACUGGGGGCUCCAGGGAGAUGGGGGCCAGCAGCCCCGGCCUGGUGGAUGCCACGAGAGGCCCCGGAGAGGACUAUGAGGUCCUUGGGAGCACUACCAAUGAGACAGAGAAGAAGUCAUCCAGACGGAAAAAGGAGAGUUCAGACAACCAGGAGAACCGAGGAAAACUGGAGGGCAGCAGCAAAGCCCGCAAGGAGAGGACAGCAUUCACCAAGGAGCAGCUGCGGGAGCUCGAGGCGGAGUUUGCUCACCAUAACUACCUGACCCGGCUCCGGAGAUACGAGAUCGCUGUAAACCUGGAUCUCUCCGAGAGGCAGGUCAAAGUGUGGUUCCAGAACCGAAGGAUGAAGUGGAAGCGUGUGAAGGGUGGUCAGCCCAUCUCCCCUCAUGGGCAGGACCCUGAGGAUGGGGACUCUGCAGCCUCUCCAAGUUCAGAGUGAGAGUCUCCAUGGAGAAGAAAGGACUGAGGACUGAGCCCCUACCCAACCACCCCCACCCCAAUCCCACUCUCACCUCUGCCAUCUACCCCAGGGCAGCCUCUCCACAUCUUGCAGUGAUUCUUGGAUAUGAAGCUGCCCAGCAUUCCUGGGAGCCUUGAAGUUUUCCAGAAAGUUCUGUCUAGCAUUGCUCUGUCUUAGCAACCCCUUCCCCAGGCCCUUUGCUUCCCACAAUGCUUGUGGAAUAAUACAGCGGCCAGAUCGAACCUGAGUGAAUCCGGGGAACAACUCCAGGGACACUGCUUCUCAGGGUCUCGUGGCUGCUACCCACCCCUCCUCCUACCAUCCUCCUGCUACAUGGGCCAGGCCUCCUCCAAGUCUGAAUACCACCUGGCCUGCUGGGAGAGGAGCCUUGGGA
Molossus molossus (Pallas's mastiff bat) is the source of this 1571-nucleotide messenger RNA. RefSeq names its product mesenchyme homeobox 1 (gene MEOX1). The record is from RefSeq and is a predicted model, not a curated record. NCBI's taxonomy places the organism in Eukaryota, Metazoa, Chordata, Mammalia, Chiroptera, Molossidae. Gene Ontology annotation, cellular component: nucleus. Gene Ontology annotation, biological process: positive regulation of transcription by RNA polymerase II. The coding region runs from base 392 to 1156 and encodes 254 amino acids. Gene Ontology annotation, molecular function: DNA-binding transcription factor activity, RNA polymerase II-specific; RNA polymerase II cis-regulatory region sequence-specific DNA binding. The transcript has 3 exons.